Messenger RNA from Aspergillus chevalieri, 528 nucleotides. RefSeq names its product 60S ribosomal protein uL5 (gene RPL11). The transcript has 4 exons. Gene Ontology annotation, biological process: translation. The coding region runs from base 1 to 528 and encodes 175 amino acids. The record is from RefSeq and is a predicted model, not a curated record. Gene Ontology annotation, molecular function: RNA binding; structural constituent of ribosome. Gene Ontology annotation, cellular component: ribosome; cytosolic large ribosomal subunit. Lineage: Eukaryota; Fungi; Ascomycota; Eurotiomycetes; Eurotiales; Aspergillaceae.
AUGUCGGACGGAAAGGACAAGAGCGCGAACCCCAUGCGCGAGCUGCGCAUCCAGAAGCUGGUGCUGAACAUCAGUGUUGGUGAGUCUGGUGACAGACUUACUCGUGCUGCCAAGGUGCUUGAGCAGCUGUCUGGUCAGACUCCGGUCUACAGCAAGGCCCGCUACACCGUCCGUACCUUCGGUAUCCGUCGUAACGAAAAGAUCUCCGUUCACGUUACCGUCCGUGGCGCCAAGGCUGAGGAGAUUCUCGAGCGUGGCCUCAAGGUCAAGGAGUACGAGUUGAGAAAGAGGAACUUCUCCGAGACCGGUAACUUCGGCUUCGGUAUCAGCGAGCACAUCGACUUGGGUAUCAAGUACGACCCCGGCAUUGGUAUCUACGGUAUGGACUUCUACUGCUGCAUGACCCGUCCCGGUGAGCACGUCGCCAAGCGCCGCCGCUGCAAGUCCCAGAUCGGUGUCAACCACCGCAUCACCCAGGGUGAGACCAUCAAGUGGUUCAAGAACCGCUUCGAUGGUAUCGUCCGGUAA